Molecule: messenger RNA, 906 nt
Organism: Arachis ipaensis
Lineage: Eukaryota; Viridiplantae; Streptophyta; Magnoliopsida; Fabales; Fabaceae
Product: protein FAR1-RELATED SEQUENCE 5-like
Source: RefSeq, a predicted model, not a curated record
AUGCCGACGAUCGCACGUUACACGCGAACUGCCGAUAAUCGGCUGGGGAGCCUUUUCUGGGUCGACGGUGAGAUGAUGUCGGACUAUCAGUUAUUUGGAGAUGUUCUGGCUUUUGAUUCGACGUAUCGGUCAAAUAAGUACAAGAAACCGCUUGUAGUGUUUCCCGGGUCAAAUCACCACAAACAGACAACCAUUUUUGGAUUUGUGCUGCUGGAGGACGAGGAAGUUCGUAGUUACCGGUGGCUGCUAUUAAAUCUUAUUGACGUAAUGGGAGAGAAGACGCCGUGUGUUGUUGUCAUGGAUGGGGACAAAGUGAUGCGCGCAGCUAUUACGGAGGUGUUCCCAGCAGCUAGGCACCGGCUGUGUGGGUGGCACUUGGAGAAAAAUUGUGUUCAAAGGGUUAAGGAUACCGAAUUCCGGAAGGUCUUUAAGAAGGCUAUCUAUGCGAACUUCAAGGUGGAGGACUUUGAGGAAUAUUGGAAGACGGCGGUGGAGUCACUUGGCCUACAAAAUAAUAGUUGGGUUCAAAGCACAUACGAGGUCAAAGAAAUUUGGGCAACAGCAUAUCUCCGGGGCACGUUCUGUGUGGGAUACAGGACAACCUCAAGAUGUGAGGGGAUUAAUGCAUACAUAAAGGGGUUCCUGAAAUCCACUGAUAGCAUUUUGGAGCUGGUGCACAGCUUAGAUCGCGUUAUAAAGGAUUAUCGAAACAACGAGGCAGUUUUUAGAGAGGUGAAGAAACAAAUUAAGGGUGUUGCGACCUUGUUGUUUCGUGGGAGAGACAGCAUCUGCACAACGGUUGUCUACAAGUUUUCAAGGAUGGGCGCUCUUGGUAGGAUACAGAAGGUUUUGUUCGACCCCGAUGACAAGAAAAUUGAGUGCGACUGUUUGAUGUGGAAUAGUUAG